UUAUAGCUCUAACUGCCUUACCAACGCCGAUGGUAUAUAUGGCGAAGUCCCCAUUUCUGUCUCUCUCUCCCCGAUCGCUGCAGAUGGGGCGACGAGAAACGCCGCGCGACAACAACGGCGAGAAGAUCAUGUUUAGAGUAAUUAAGGCCGCAAUCGAGGGGCAGUCAUGUUCAAUCUGCUUGAAAGAACUCUGCGAUCGUAGAGCUGCAGUUCUUACAAUUUGUAAACACGCCUACUGUUUGGAUUGUAUUUGUAGUUGGAGCAAUUUGAAGAGGACAUGCCCUCUCUGCAACGCUGAAUUCGAUUCUUGGUUCUACAACAUCAGUUUCUCUUGCCGGAAGUUCCUCAAGAAGCAAUUACCAGCUCUCCGGGAUGGCAAAGAUAGUAUUGCGACCGAGGAUAAUGUCAGUCCCGUAGAUUGGCGGAGGAUAAUUCGGAGGUCAAGGGAUGGAUUGAAUAGAGUUGACAGGGGAACAAGACCAUUGCCAUGGCGGCGAUCAUUCGGGGCACAGUCGGGAUCUGUGCCUUCAGAGGUUAUUGCUGAAAGAAAACUUCAAUGGCGUGCUAGUGUGUACAGCAGACGGUUGGAAGCUGUUCCUCUAUCUCCCCAGAGCUGUUCAAAACAGGAUUUAUCAAGAAAAAAGGAACUAAUAAUGCAGAGAAUGGAUCCAUGGAUUAGAAGGGAGCUCCAGGCUAUCCUUAGCGAUCCAGAUCCAUCUGUUAUAGUUCAUGUGGCCUCCUCCCUAUUCAUUGUUAGCCUUGAGAAAAAGUCCGAAGUCCCUUCAGUGCAUCUUGGUGUUGAAGAUAAUUUUCUGGCACCUUUGCAACCAUUUCUUCAGGAUUAUACCGCCAUGUUCUGGCAUGAAUUAAGAUGUUUUUGUGAGAGUUCGUUUCCAAUGAAAACUUAUGAUGCAGUGGUGGAGUAUAGAAAGUUGGAUUAGGUAGGAAGUUCAUGUGGUAUCAUCGUUGGUCAAUCUUAUGCUUCUUGCUUGGAGAACAUGGAGAACUAUCUUGUCUGCUUACGGCACCAUUUUCUUUCAGAAUUUGCGUGUAAGGGCGAAGCCAUCUGUCCAUUCUACGGUGACUUCGUUUUAGUUUGGAGAAAUACCCAAAAUGGUAUAUGAUGGCCUUGUGAUACUUGUUUAACUCUAGAGCAACACUGGAGUCGUUACUCGAAUUCGAAGGUGUCAACCUCAUUUUCAGACAACGCCUAGAUGAAAUGAUUUAGAGACAGAUUGGAUCUUUUUAAUGAAGAUGACUUGACUUGUGCAAAAAGGGGUUACUCCUGCGUAAUGUUAAUAGCUGCACAUCAUCUCAAGGAUAAAAGGUUGGGUGGGGAAACCAAGAACCAGACACUAUAUUCUCAACGAAACUGGGAAGAGAAUCUUCUAUUGUAGUGGUGUUUUCUCUGGUGCCCUUGUGGAUCUGCUUGAAAGGUUGAUUUAAAAUUUGAGAAUCGCCCAAAAUUUUGUGUUUGAUGAAGAGUCUAAACUCUUUAUGGCACCUUGUUUACUUUUGAACCACAUCAUUACCAAUGUAAGGUUUUGCAUUUCAGUCUUUUGCUUUGUAAAGUGCUGCAUAAUUAACAUGUAAGUUGACGAAUUUUUGUAAUUAUGAUAUGCCCAUUACAGAACAUUUUGUUGUGUU
Tripterygium wilfordii is the source of this 1647-nucleotide messenger RNA. RefSeq lists its product as uncharacterized. Gene Ontology annotation, molecular function: ubiquitin protein ligase activity. The coding region runs from base 30 to 941 and encodes 303 amino acids. Gene Ontology annotation, biological process: protein monoubiquitination; protein polyubiquitination. The transcript has 5 exons. Lineage: Eukaryota; Viridiplantae; Streptophyta; Magnoliopsida; Celastrales; Celastraceae. The record is from RefSeq and is a predicted model, not a curated record.